This is a messenger RNA of Mytilus trossulus (common blue mussel), 2965 nucleotides long. RefSeq names its product RNA-binding protein spenito-like. Gene Ontology annotation, biological process: regulation of alternative mRNA splicing, via spliceosome. Bases 101 to 2284 code for a protein of 727 amino acids. Gene Ontology annotation, molecular function: mRNA binding. Gene Ontology annotation, cellular component: nucleus. Lineage: Eukaryota; Metazoa; Mollusca; Bivalvia; Mytilida; Mytilidae. The record is from RefSeq and is a predicted model, not a curated record. The transcript is spliced from 3 exons.
UAUUUCGACUUACGCGCAGUAAUCCGUUGAGAGAAAUAUGUCUACAUCAAUCGCGUCCUGAAAUAGAAGAUUUUGUCGAAGAAGCAAAUAAUACUGCAAAAUGAAGCGUUCACCUAUCAGAGACCAUUCCCCUAUAAGUAAAAGGUCCAGGUCAUCAUAUCGCAUGUCAGAUCAUGAUAUGGGCAGAGGCAUGUCACCAGAUAUGUACGACCGAAGAGACCCUCGCAGAGACAUGGUAAUCAAAAAAUCUUACCGUAACAUAGAUCAUGAAAUGGACCGUCCUCGUGCUAAAUACAGAGAUGACCGAAUAGACUAUUCUCCACCUUCUAGACCUGAUACUAGACACCAACCAGACUUUAGAUCUAUUUGUAUAAGUAAUAUCUCUGGGAAAAUCCCUGUUCCCGUCUUGAAAGAGACCCUCUAUCACGAGUUCAAAAAAUUUGGAGAAUUCAAUGUUAAUGUUACAUAUAGUGGGGAUAUUAGAGUUGCUUAUAUAAACUUCAGGUACCCAGAAGAUGCACGUGAAUCUAAACAUUUGAAAUCCAAACUUGUUCUCUUUGAUCGUCCUGUAAGAAUAGAAGCUGUGUAUCAAAAGAAACGAAGCCAUAGCCCCGGAAAUGAUAAUUUUCAUUUUGAGCGCCAUGACAAUUAUGGUAGCAGUAAUACUAAUUAUAGAGGAAGGGGAUCCUUUAGAGGAUAUCCUAGCAGUAGAAGACCAUCUGGCCGUGGAUUUUACCAAGGACCUCCUCGCAAUAUGCCUCCUAGGGAAAACCCAGAUUUUAAUCCAGGAGACUCAUAUAAUGCUCCUAAACGAAAUGACAAAUUCCCAUAUCAUCUAGAUCAUAUCCAGCCAGAGGAUGAUGAAAAUGCAACAAGGACAUUAUUUGUAGGCAAUCUUGAUUACAAUAUUUCUGAACAAGAAUUAAAAACUGUGUUUGGGAGAUAUGGUACCAUUGAAGAUACAGAUAUAAAACGACCUCAAAGAGGUACUGGAAAUGCUUAUGCUUUUAUGAAGUUCAUAAAUUUAGACUGUGCUCACAAAGCCAAAGUGGAACAAUCUGGACAGUAUAUUGGCAGGUUUCAGUGUAAGAUUGGUUAUGGUAAAGUGACUGCAACAACUUGCCUAUGGGUUGGUGGUCUUGGUUCAUGGAUUACACAUGAGACACUUGAACAAGAAUUUGAUCGAUUUGGAAUGAUAAAUAGAAUAGAAUGGCCAAGAGGUAAAGACUAUGCUUAUGUUUUAUAUGAUAAUCUCGAUGCUGCUCAAGCAGCUUGUCAAGAAAUGCGUGGUGCUCCAAUGGGAGGAAAUGAGAAUAAAAAACGUCUUAGGGUUGAUUUUGCAGAUCCAAAUCAUAUCAUGAUACCUGAAAAUUUAGACAGCUCUCAUCGUGAUGGUAAUUCCUUGUAUGAUGAAUCGAGACGUGAAGGUAAAGAAAGUAAAACAAGGGAAGAAUGGCGUGAAAAUGAAAAUAGAAAUCCUGACAUUGAACUUAGACAUAGUGGUAGUUGGGAAGAAGGUAGAAAAAGACCUUUAUCUCCAGACGAGUACAGGAGGAGGAAAAUAUCUACUUCACCUGAUCAAAGAUUUAGUAAGGGUCCUGAAUCUAGAGGUAGAUCAAGAGAGAAAAAAACACUUUUUUCACAAGAAAGAGAACUUGGUGAAAUUGAUCCCCAUGACGAUUCAAGGAAAGAAAGAAAGACCUCAGUUGACAGUUCAGACAUGGGUAUAGAAAAUGUAACUUCAAUACCAGAUCUUGCAAAGUGUUUACCUGUUGCUUGGAAUGGUGCAGUCAUUUUGAAAAAUAGUGCUUUCCCUGCAAGAAUGCAUGUUGUAAGUGGAAAUGUAACCAUUGUUGAUACCCUAAUGAGAGAUCCUAAUUCAACAGAAACACCUGUGUUAAAGGUCAAACAAAGAUUAAGGCUUGACCAGCCUAAAUUAGAAGACGUUGGAAAACGUGUAUCCAGUGCUGGAAAAUUAGGACAUUGUAUUUUGCUAGCUAUGACAAGUACACUUCAAAACUACGAAGACCCGAGUGUUCAACAAAGACCAUUAAAAAAUUUAGUUAGUUACUUAAAACAGAAAGAGGCAGCAGGAGUUAUCUCCCUCCCUUCAUAUGAGUCAAAGGACAAAGAUGAUGUUGGUGUUCUAUACGCAUUUCCUCCAUGUGAAUUUGGCUACAAGUUUUUAACCAGCAAAGCGACGCAUCUUCCAAGUGAAUUAGUACCAGAUGAUUAUAUGGUCAUUGUUGUUGUUACUGGCGCAGGAAGUCUGGCUGACGUAUAGCACAGUUGGGUGACUUUAACAGCAAGAAAAUUCAAGUGAAAGCUUCUCAAGAGGAAACAAUCCCUGGCAUUUUAGUAUUCUGUGACCAAAUUUGACAGUUUUGUGUAUGUUAUUGUGUUGUAUGAUGGAGCAUUUUAGAGUAGCGACUAAAGGAGUAAAAAAAUGUGUAAAUGUAUUGACUGCUUCUGUUGAUCCUGUUACCAACAAAUAGGAACUGAACUGAUGAAGAAAUUAUGAAAUUUGAUGUGGAAUUGUGCAUAUACCGUAAAUUAUCUGCAAGAUUCAUCAUAAACAUUAAUCAUGUUUGAUCGUCGUUAGUAUUGAUUUGUGAACUGUGUCUAUGUCAGAAAUUUGACACCUUUAUUUUCAAUGAAAACAAAGAUAUCAGAAAGACUUGGAAUAUAUUCAAGUGUUUUUCAGAAUAAGCAUUUAUGAAAUGUGCAUUGUGGUCUAUACAUGCUAUAUAUUAUUCUUGCUUUGUGUUUCAUUAUAUAAUUAAUAUGUGUACUUCACAAGUGUUCGAUGUUCCAGUGGAAUUUAUCAUAUAGUAUUGCAGCUUUUGUGGUGACAUUUCUGUCUAGUGUUCGUCAUUUUAAAUUUUAAUUGCUUGUAUGAUUGUUUAGUGUGACCUAGAGGCAUAUCCUUUAGGUAGUUAUCUACGAUAAAAAUAUACUUAAUCAA